UCUGGGGGAGACGACCGACACUGCGGCGAAACGGGAGAUCAGCGGGUUUAUUUUUUACUGCUAUAUUGGCUGCAUUAGUUCUCUUUUCCUCUUUCCCACCAAAUCUUAAGAAAGAGAGGAAACAAGAACCGGUGCAACUAAUGCAAUCAGUGCAGCAAUAGAAAACGAAAUCUACAUAGAACUCUAGUGCAGCCAGUUGAACUAAAAAGAACGGACCAACUAACUAGCUUUAACCGGCGCAGUACUGAUGAUUGAAUUCGUUAUAAAUAAUAAGGCAUGUUGGUUAUGGCUUCGUCUAUGAAUUUUGAUUUAAAGGAAAGAUUAGAUAUUAAUUUCACAGAUAUAGCCACGCUGAAUGUACUAUGUCGAAAUAUAGCUACAGAAAUAGUGUCAGGCUCUGUGAAAUUUUACACAUUUGUGGAGACAUUGGGUUCCUACACAACGGACCAAAACAUUCUUACAAGAGAAAAAGGUGUUUCAGUCCUUUCUUCUGUUUUAUCACAACUACCUCAAAAUUAUCUUAAUGAAUCAGAGCUGCAUUUCAUGGCAAUGUUUUAUUGCGACAGGCUAAGAGAUCACGAUAAAGUCAUACCAUCUGUAUUAAAUGGUAUUCUUGCAAUUGUGAAUAUGAGUUAUUUAUCUCAAGACUCAUUAUUAAGCCUCUUAAGAUCAAUAUUUCAACAUGUUCAAUGUCAAUCUCAGCUUAUACAAGAACGUCGCAAUAUUUAUUUGAUACUUAAAACUUUAAUAGAAAAUAGAUUAAACAACUUGAGACUCAUGGGACCAGAUUUAAUUGACGGUAUUAUUAAUACUAUUGAUGGUGAAAGAGAUCCGAAUAAUCUCAUGUUAUUAUUUAGCAUAUUGCCAUAUGUUAUAAGAGAAAUUCCAUUGGGCCAUUUAACUGAAGAAAUGUUUGCAGUUGUGGCAUGCUACUUUCCAGUUGAUUUUAAUUCCUCUGGCAGAGAGGAUCUGAAUUUGAGGAGGGAAGACUUGGCAGAGAAGUUAGCACCUUGCUUAUACGCUACCUCAGAAUUUACGAAUCAUUGUGUACCGCUUAUAAUUGAGAAAUUAUAUUCUACACACAAAGUUGCUAAACUCGAUAGCUUGAAUUUACUCCGCGACAGUGUUCAAACGUUCGGUGCGUUAAAACUGCAACAAUAUUUAUAUGAAUUAUGGACAGCCUUAAGGAAAGAAGUUAUGCCGGUGAAAGAUAUUGAGAUAGCAGAUGCUGCCUUAGAAGCAAUAACAUCUUUAAUUAGAGUGAUAUCUACUGCUGAAAUUUUUUGCAAAGAUUUUAUUGACAAAAUAAUUACCGACACAAAACCAUCACUGUGCAAUGUGCAAUUCGGCUUAUACAGACCAGCUAAGAAACUAAUGGAAACAAUAGGAACAGUCAAUAAAGAAACGUGUAUGCAAGUCCUGUUAGCUAUCGUACCUCUAUAUAUUGGACAAUACUCCACAAAUAUUUCAUGGGAUGAUAAAACCGAAUUAAUAGAGACUUUAAAUGGUAUUAUGAAAAUAUGCUCUGACCAUGGAAUUUGUAUUCAAGAUAUUCCAGAAUUAAGGUGGACAAAUAUAUCUCAAAUAUACUUAGAUAGCUUGACGGCAGAAAACAUCAAAUUAAAAAGUAAAAUAUUUCUUGGUUUAGCGAUACAAAAGUCAUGUUUAAAUAAGGAACAACGUUUUAUAUUAUAUAAUGCAAUAUGUGAUCAAAUUGAUACGGGAUGUGAUGAGAUACAGAUUACAUGUCAUACAACCAUUCUAGAAUUUUCUGUAUUGUAUCCCCAAGAAAUAAUAUUGUUGGUUAAAGAAAGAUUUUUAUUUAAUGCAGAUGAAGCGAAAGUCGAUUUAUUGAAACGUAGAAUAACAACUUUGUUAGCGAUAGCAAAACUUCGUGAAUUGGGAUGCACGAUUCUCCCAGAAAUUGUUACAAUGUUAACCAACAACAUUAAUAAUGAUGUAUAUAUUACAGUAUUACUGAAUAUUCAAAAGCUGAUUGCUUCAGGAAAGUUUGAUUUUAAUGUGCAUCAGUUUCUACAUGAGAAAUGCCACAUUAUAGAUAAAUUAGUUUCAUAUGAAGCAAAUGUCAUCGAUCACAAAAUGCUUAUAUGUAACGUUUGCCAAUUGAUUAUACGAAGUCUCACGGUUGAAGAACAGCAUAUGAUUGUAAUGAAGUACGCCAAGGCUUUAAAUGCGAAAUUUCCAAAAACAGACGUGGCUAUGGCAAUGAAUCUUUUAAUCCCUUUGCGAAAAGACGUUAAUUUGCAUAUUAGUGACGACAUAAUAGAAAAUCUAUGUGAUCUGGCUAUUAGCAAUGACAGUCCGCAAUACACAAGAGAAAUUACUUGUAAAUUUUUAUCCGUUUUAUUAAAUAGAAUGAAGGUUGGAGAUCUCGAUCGGAUUGUAUCUUAUCUCGAGGGAAGAAUAAGCAGUAAUUUGAAAGCGGACAUCGAUGUGGAAUUGAAGCAUACAGUUGAUUUACAAAUUCGAAUGACUAAAGCGCUUAUCAUGAGAGGAUGUGGGAAGUCUCAAGACCUUUUGGAGAAUCUCACGAGUUUACUAACUCACGGUCGAGUAGGUCGGUAUGUAAGUCAGCAGUAUCAAAUUUUAGUGAGCAACGACGAUGUUUUAACAGAGGAAAAUUCUUGCGAUAUUAAAAUACUUUACAAACAAAGGGUAUUCGAAUAUUUAUUGCGACAGAACAGUAAUUUCGUAAAUUCAGCAAGACAGAAUUAUCUUAUCGCGUUGGUACAUUCGUUGGAACAAAUGCCUAGGGAAUUAAAACUCUUACAUUUAGCAGAGUUGGUGCCAUUGUUAAUAGAGACGCUGUCUCUCAACGACGUGCAAUUGGUCCUCUGGGCAUUAAGAUCACUCAAGUUUUUAAUUAAUACUAAGCACAUUGUACUUUCUGACAAUGUUCAAUGUAUCAUACCAAGGCUUUUGCAAUUAACGACGGAAGAAAUCAUGGAUAUUAGAAUCGUAGCGCUGGAAUGCUUAACGCGUUACGCCAAUUAUCCUACCAUCUUAAUUUAUCCGUACAAAAUGGUCGUAUUAGACAAGCUGGGAAUCACAAUCGACGACCGUAAACGUUUAGUUAGGAAGGCUGCAGUGGAAGCGAGGACACAAUGGUUCAUAGUGGGUGUGUCCGAAGAUUGAAUAAGAAGAAGUGAAUUAUUUACAUAUGGUUCUACUAUAAAUAUAUUCUGUAUAAUAAAAGUAAACAUUUUCUAAACUC
Dinoponera quadriceps is the source of this 3235-nucleotide messenger RNA. RefSeq names its product MMS19 nucleotide excision repair protein homolog (gene Mms19). Lineage: Eukaryota; Metazoa; Arthropoda; Insecta; Hymenoptera; Formicidae. Gene Ontology annotation, cellular component: cytosolic [4Fe-4S] assembly targeting complex. Bases 277 to 3156 code for a protein of 959 amino acids. Gene Ontology annotation, biological process: iron-sulfur cluster assembly. The transcript is spliced from 9 exons. The record is from RefSeq and is a predicted model, not a curated record.